This is a messenger RNA of Rhopalosiphum maidis (corn leaf aphid), 2968 nucleotides long. RefSeq lists its product as uncharacterized. Bases 574 to 2874 code for a protein of 766 amino acids. The transcript is spliced from 7 exons. Lineage: Eukaryota; Metazoa; Arthropoda; Insecta; Hemiptera; Aphididae. The record is from RefSeq and is a predicted model, not a curated record.
AAUCGUCAUACACAAUAUAUAUCCACAUGCACGCAAAAACACACACACGCACGUACACAUCGCAAGUACACACACAUACACACACACAUUCAUAUACCAAUAACACUGCACGCUCGCGAACAAACGCACACCGGCCACUUAUCAUCGAUCCGCCGCCGCGUGUUAUCGUGCGCCGAUAACGUAUAUAGUGCUAUAUAAGAUAAUUUAACUGCGAAUAAAAUAUUAUUAUAAACUAUUAUACAUAGGCAGAGUACUAACAAUAAAUAAAAUAAAAAUUCGGUUUUUGGAAUUUUUUGAGUUUCGUUCGUUUUUCGGGAUUGUUGUUCGAUUCUCGCGUCGUCGUCGUUUUCCUCGGUCAGCGGGAAUUUGAGUUUUUUUCCGCCUGUAUUUGGUUUUAAAAUAAAAUAAUUUUCUCGUAUUCUUCGCCCGGGAAAUAAUCGGUUUGCUUUUUUUCGUGUGGUUUUUUUUAACAUGUAUGCGUCAGGCGACGCAUCCGCCUAGGACCCUCGGUGAUCGCCACCAACAGUCCUUGCAACUCCAUCACUACCAUCACAAACACUACCGACGACAACGAUGAACGCGAUGACAACGGCACUGCUGUUGACAGUCGCAUGUUCGUUGCUGACUGUCGUUCCGGCCGCGUCUGGUUACAGGGCGGUUCGCACUUCCGGUCCGCUACCGGUGACCGUGCACGUCCGAUCCGGUGGUGUAGUUGCCGGCAGUUCAACUACCAAUAGAACUUCAGCCGGCGGAAUCGUCUUUCCGGCGUCGGUGGCGUCGUUGCCGACGAUGACAACCACAACGACCACCACGUCCACGUCCACCGCGGCUGUGGCGUCGGCUGCCAACGCUGCAGCGGCUGCUGCCGCCGGGUUUACAUCGUUCUCAACCAGCAGUUCGGCUUCCAACUACACCGCCUCCCGGAAUCAAACGAGAUCCGAACGACUUAGAGCCAGAGAACAAUACUUAUUCAACGUAUUCGAAGUGAUCGUUUCUACACUGGAGACGAAACUCCAGAGAAUAGAAAACCUAGAUAAAGCCGUCGAGCACCUCAUGCGUCGAGUAGAAGCACUGGAUUCGCGAGUGACCAACAACAUCGACAAGACGGAAGCGGUGAUCGGAAAGUUGCGAUCGUUGGACACCAAGCUAUUCCAGAAGGAACCCGGCACCCUUGGUCACCAUCUUGAGACUAAGCUAACGACAUUGGACCGCAAGGUUGGCGACAUUGACACUAAGUUGGCCGGGCUGAAGAGUCAGCUGGAUAACAACUUUCUGGGACCCGCCGAUGACAUCAACGCUGAAGCGAGUGAAAAAAAACCCGUGAACGUCCACCACCUGGACGUGUCCAAGCUGCUAAACACUCAGAUGGACAACAUUCGAAGCAAUACGGCCAAUAUCGACAGGAAGCUACAGUUCCACAUAAACAUGGUGUCGGACGGCCUGACCAAGAUCAUAAGUAUGGUGACGGACGUACACGGCGCCAUCGUUGAACAGGACAACCACCACGGUGGCGGUCGGUCCGGCGGCGGUAACACCGGCAACAAGACGACCACCACCACACCGGCGUCAGCACCGGAGCGGAGUAACAAGAUCGAUCAGCUGGUCAGACAGAUGCAUCCGAUACUGAGCGUAAGCGAGAAAAUGGACGAGGUGUGGAACGUGGUGGUCGGCACCAAGAGCUCGGUGGACGACCUGGUGCCCAAGUCCGACGAGCUACUGACUCAGACGCAGCGCCAGGAACGGGCCAUUAGCGAUAUACACGACGACCUGCGCAUGAACACCAACAAGAUCAUCGCCAAUCUGGACGUAGUGGAGCGCCGGCUGAAGAAACAGGAAGACGACGUGGUCACGUUGGCCCAGCGACCUGUGCCCGCCGAGAUGCUGCGCCUGGACCCGACCAUCGACGAUUACUCCCGAUACGACGAACAGCUGCAGUCCGAGUCCACGCCGCUUUCCGCCCCCGUGUCAUUCACCACUCCUACAAGUGUCGGCGGUAUCGGCGGUAUUGGCAGUCCUACGCCCGGUACGCCGCCGGAUGUCCAACUGACGUUUCAGACGUCCAGGAACGCACCCCAGAAGAACAGAGGAGUGGUGUUCCCAAGUGUCAAGAAUAAACCGCCACCGGCUAACAUCAGUUUCUUGACCGACCAAUUCAACCGCGAAGUCAAAGGAUUUUCGUGUUUAGACCUGUUGAACGCGGGCAUGAAGCAAUCCGGCGUGUAUUAUUUGCAAAUCCGAGGUACGGCCUACUGGUACCUGAAGGUGUACUGCGAACAGGAGAUUGCCGACGGAGGUUGGACGGUCAUACAAAGAAGGGACGAUAUUAGCGAUCCGAUACGUGAAAAUUUCAACAGGGACUGGACCGAUUAUAAAAAUGGAUUCGGUGACCCUACUAAAGAAUUUUGGAUGGGAAACGAAAAUAUUUACAUGCUGACCAGUAACGAUGAAUAUAUGUUAAGAAUUGAGUUGGAAGAUUUUGAAGGAAACAGAAGGUACGCUCAAUAUUCACAUUUCAAAAUUUACUCGGAAUCUGAAUAUUACAAGUUAGAGAUUGAUGGAUAUGAGGGCAAUGCUGGAGAUUCAUUGAAUGACCCGUGGUAUGGAAGCAAUAACAGUCCAUUCUCUACGUACAACAGAGACAACGAUAGAUCAAGCUUAAACUGUGCAUCUAUGUUGAAAGGAGGCUGGUGGUGGAAGUCUUGCGGCAGAGGACUCAACGGAUUGUAUUUAAAUGAUCCACAAGAUUUAACGGCCAGACAAGGUAUCGUGUGGUUCCGCUGGAGAGGAUGGGAUUACACGCUGAAGAAAGCGCAAAUGUUAAUCAAACCAAAGGUCACCGUCAUUCCACCAUUACCCGUUGUCAACGCUGUUUGAGGCGAAAAGGGGAUCGUCGCAUGUCAUAUAUUAUAUUAUAACGAAUAAAAUUGUAUUAAACAUUUGUGUUAAAAAAAAAAAAAAAACGAUAUAA